GGCAGCUGUCAUGGCGGCAGGGGCGGCCCCGCGCCCGCGCUGUAGUGCCGCGGGGCGCGCGGGUGGGAGGCUGUAAUACUUAAAUCAAAACACGGGGUGUAGAGGACUAAUUGUAUUGCUUGCUUUAAUUUUUAAUCAUUCAUCUGAAACAGCUGCAGAAUUUCCACUGUGCGUCUCGGGGAAGUAUAGAAUCGGAAAAUGUUCUAAAGAGAGAAUUACAGAAAUAAAUCCCACACCUUUUUUCCCUGCCUUGUGUAUCAUUUUACAUGUGGCUGGCAUGCUGGGAUCCCUAAGUAUGGAAAAGAACAUGUAAAUGACAGAAAAAGGCAUUUGUACGUCGUGCAGGUUGGCUUACAGCAUCAGAAGGAGGAGGUUACAGCGUUUUGGCUGAGGCGCUCAGCUUCAAGACUCCGCUUCGUUCUCUUUCUUCACAACUUGAAGGGAUAUGAAGGCAGUUGGAAAAGUGCUUUGUGCUGCAGGAAUUGUAGCUGGGCUCCUGGCUUUCUUCUGGAAAGACACUUUUGAUCCAGAGACCUUGUCUGGUGCCCGCGUUCUCCUCACCGGAGCCAGUGCUGGGAUUGGGGAGCAGAUGGCAUAUCAUUAUGCCAGCUUUGGUGCUGAAAUUGUUCUGACUGCUAGGAGGGAAGCUGUGCUACAGAAGGUGAUGAAGAAAUGCCUGAAGCUUGGAGCAAAGAAAGUCUUUUAUAUCCCUGCAGAUAUGUCUUCCUCUUCAGAGCCUGAAAAGGUGGUCCAGUUUGCUGUUCAAAAACUGGGGGGACUGGAUUACUUGGUGCUGAACCACAUUGGCAUGACCCCUUUCCAGAUGUGGGAUGGAGAUGUGGAACAUACCCGCUGGCUCAUGCAGGUGAAUUUCUUUAGUUAUGUGGCCCUAGCGACAGCAGCUCUUCCCACCCUGGAGGAGAACAAAGGCUCUCUGGUAGUGGUUUCUUCCCUCACAGGGAAAAUUCCUACUCCCUUCACCACUUCUUAUUCUGCCACCAAGUUUGCACUGGAUGGAUUCUUUAGCUCUCUGCGCCAUGAACUCACCAUGCAGAAGAAAAACAUCUUCAUCACGCUCUGCAUCCUGGGCCUGAUUGACACUGACAUGGCAUUAGAGAAGACCAGGGGCAAAGUGUACAUAGCUGCCUCUCCUGCUGCUGAAGCUGCACUUGCCAUCAUCCAAGGGGGUGCCAGCCGGGUGCAGGAGGUUUUCUACCCCUGGUGGCUGGAAUACAUGUGCCGCUUCCGGGAUUGGUUCCCCAACCACCGGGACCAGGUUUUACAGAGUUACUAUAACUACAGCAGCCCCUGAGGGAUGCCUGGUCUCCUCCCAUCCUCCCUCAUCCUCCCUCUCUGCCAGCUGCAGUCCCUCCUCUCCCACUAUGCAUCACUUUCAGUCAUUGAUUUCAGCAGGAGCAAGGCAGUAGGUGGUGACAAAGUAACCUUAGUUCUCUUCAUAAGACUCUUGCUGGACUUGCUCUUAUCCUGCUUCAGCCAUAAUUCUGAUUUUUCUACCCUGCAGUCAAAGAUCUUUCCCACUGUUGACUCUCUCUCAGCCUUCCACCCAUCUCCCCUCUUUCAGCCUCACCUCUCUGCUCUUACCACCUCAGGUUUUUCCUCAGGUCCAGCUGUAACCUCUCAAGAUUCAAGAUGAUUGCUGCCUCACAUCCUCCCCCCAGGAACAAGCCUAUAGGCAGCAAAAUCUCCAGGAGGAAUAAAAUCUUGAGUGCCCUUCCAGCCCAUACUAAGGGAUGGUGCAGUGUAUGGGACCAAAAUUGUGGUAGGCCCUGCAGGUAUGUGGGGCACUGCUUGGGAAGGACAGACAUGUUCUUGUACUAACACAGAUGUUUCCCUCUCACUUCCUCAUUGACUGGUUGCUUUCCCUCUUGCCAACUUAGAGUGUAACGUAGGGUGCUACUCUAUCCCUGGGUGCUGCCGUUAGGGGAAUGGCUUCCCCUUCCCUUGUUGGUCAGUGAAUACGUGGUGUGCUAAAACAAGAGUCAUCAUUCAGCUGUGUUCUUUCCCUCCUUCCACAGCCAGUUCCCCAGUAUAGAUAAGGAAGAAGGGAUCUUCCUGGAGAGGAAAGGGGGGAUUCUUUCCUCUUCAUGGCUGUGGGAAUGAGAAGCAGAACCGUCACUACCAACUCUGCCGUUUGGUGGGCAAUAGCCAGGCUGAGGGAACCAGAAUACCCCCGUUCACCUCCAUCACCACUCUUGCAUGCCAAGUGUGAAUAUUCUUCCAUGUCAGAGAUGCAGCUUGCAGUGCUCCAUGUAGCUAGACCAGACCCUGCUGGGACCAAGGGUAUCCAGGUGUCUCAAAGCAGUGUUUUCCCAGGCUGGGGCCAUUUGUGCCACCCAGAGCAACACAGGUGGAGCUGCAAGGGAGGUCCUGCUGUGAGAGCUCGGUGAUCUGGGGUUGGUUUGUUGGUGCGAAGGGCUGGCUUGUGGGCCAUGCCCUGCCUGUGGCAAGCAGCUGGGGAAGGGAGUGGUUCCCCUUGGAACUGUGGUAUGUGAGGAGCCCUAGUGCAGUAAAGGAAAUGUUGACACAGUGGCAAAAGCAGGCUCUGCUUUUUGCAAGCUAUAGUGGUGAGAGGAGGAGGAGGAUGGAUAUGAUAUGGAUAUGGGCAAAGGGAGUUGUUCUGUGAGCAGCUGUGUUUCUUUGGUCUGGUACUUUGCAUAUCUGUUGCCUUCACUCUCUUUUCCCAACAAGCCUGUUCUUUCCCCUCUUUUCUGGCCUUCCUUUCCUUAGCAUACCGCUUGUCUUUUGAGUCUCUUCCCUCUGAUUUUACAUAAUCAGUCUCCUUAUCAGGAUCACCUUGUCUCUGACUCACUUGCUCGAGAGUACCAUCAGCAUGUAGAUGGGUGCAGCUCUAUGGAAAUAGGUUCGAAUAGUGGGGUAAACAGUAUCCCAACCUGCAGCUUUCACAAACCCAUCAGCAUAGUUCUGGGAGAAGGGGAACCAGGGUCUUCACAGGCCUUGCUCCAAGCCUGCCUUCUAAGGCUGGUCACUUGGGUGAGGAUGUUUUGGGGAUAUAAGCGGAAUGCCCAACACAGUAGCAUGAAGGCUGCUGUGGUUUAUGGAGUGAUUGUGAAGUCUUCUGUAGGAAGGACAAACUUGAUUUCAACCUCAUAUUCUCCUCCGGAUGCUGUCUCUGAACAGGAGGGUGUGUGAAUAUGUGAGAAUUAACAUGUAUGUGCAUGUGUGGGCAUGCAGCAAUAAAAGGACCUUGCCUUGUUUUGGUCUCUGCAGCAAAGGGUUUAUUAAUUGAUGAAUAGUAUUUUACUCUUGAUUCUCCCAUAGAAAGAGGAACAGCUAUGUCUAAGAGCCAUGCAAAGCUGGUUACUAUUUAAUUUGGAAUAAAGCUUAUUAGGUUUAUGGGA
Dromaius novaehollandiae (emu) is the source of this 3380-nucleotide messenger RNA. RefSeq names its product hydroxysteroid 11-beta dehydrogenase 1 like (gene HSD11B1L). The transcript is spliced from 9 exons. The record is from RefSeq and is a predicted model, not a curated record. Gene Ontology annotation, molecular function: oxidoreductase activity. The coding region runs from base 446 to 1312 and encodes 288 amino acids. Gene Ontology annotation, cellular component: intracellular membrane-bounded organelle. NCBI's taxonomy places the organism in Eukaryota, Metazoa, Chordata, Aves, Casuariiformes, Dromaiidae.